Molecule: messenger RNA, 723 nt
Organism: Cebus imitator (Panamanian white-faced capuchin)
Lineage: Eukaryota; Metazoa; Chordata; Mammalia; Primates; Cebidae
Gene: MRPL57
Product: mitochondrial ribosomal protein L57
Exons: 2
Coding region: 125-433 (102 amino acids)
Biological process (GO): mitochondrial translation
Cellular component (GO): mitochondrial ribosome
Molecular function (GO): structural constituent of ribosome
Source: RefSeq, a predicted model, not a curated record
CGCAGUCCUCUCUCGCGAGAGCUGAAGUCUCGCCUAGGUGCCAGGAGACAGCGCGAGAAGCGUGCGCUUCCGCCACUGCCGGCGGCCGCGGAGAGGAGGAUUCCUCAGGUACGCGGCAGGUACCAUGUUCCUGACUGCGCUUCUCUGCCACAGCCGCAUUCCCGGCCGUCAGUGGAUCGGGAAGCACCGGCGGCCGCGGUUCGUGUCGUCGCGCGCCAAGCAGAAUAUGAUUCGCCGCCUGGAGAUCGAAGCGGAGAACCACUACUGGCUGAGCAUGCCCUACAUGACCCGGGAGCAGGAGCACGGCCACGCCGCGGUGCGCAGGAAGGAGGCCUUCGAGGCCAUCAAGGCGGCCGCCACUUCCAACUUCCCCCCACAUAGAUUCAUUGUGGACCAGCUCGACCAUCUCAAUGUCACCAGGAAAUGGUCCUAACUCAGCCGUCACCCUUGGAUUUUAUGGAUCACGGGGCUGCCCCUCUUUACCUGUUCCUGGGACUGAAAAACUAGCUUCUGUGAAUAUGUGAGCCUUUGGACCAGUCUUAAUUAAAACAAACAAACAUGAGUAGUCUGCAUAUGGACUGUCUGGGGCUGUAAACCUCCCAGUACUUGGAAGUCUAAUCGUUGUCCUGUCGUUUCUUUAGACUGAUAGGACAAUAGGGAUUUCCUCAGUCCCAGAUGGUGUUUUGAAGGAGAGCUGCAAUAAAGCCACAGACUAUGAUUUGA